Molecule: messenger RNA, 3343 nt
Organism: Condylura cristata (star-nosed mole)
Lineage: Eukaryota; Metazoa; Chordata; Mammalia; Eulipotyphla; Talpidae
Gene: MMGT1
Product: membrane magnesium transporter 1
Exons: 4
Coding region: 229-624 (131 amino acids)
Cellular component (GO): Golgi apparatus; plasma membrane; EMC complex
Source: RefSeq, a predicted model, not a curated record
GCGCAGCUUGCCCGCACUUGCCGACCUUGUUCCGUGUCGCUUACCCCUUCUUCCCGGCAUUCCUGUUUCCGGUUUCUCACGGCUCCUAGGUUUUUCCACCUUUGAGGCACUUCGCGCCCAGGGGUUCGGUGACGUCAUCUCUCUGCGCUGCGCGGAUACCAGCGGGUUGAAGAAGACUCUGCUUCGCCGCCCUUCGCUUCUUUUGUUGGGCUGUUGCUCCUGCAGAUCAUGGCGCCGUCACUGUGGAAGGGGCUUGUGGGCAUCGGUCUCUUUGCCCUAGCCCACGCGGCCUUUUCUGCUGCGCAACAUCGUUCUUAUAUGCGAUUAACAGAAAAGGAAGAUGAAUCACUGCCAAUAGAUAUAGUUCUUCAGACACUUCUGGCCUUUGCAGUUACCUGUUAUGGUAUAGUUCACAUUGCAGGGGAAUUUAAAGACAUGGAUGCCACUUCAGAACUAAAAAAUAAGACAUUUGACACAUUAAGGAAUCACCCAUCAUUUUAUGUAUUUAAUCAUCGUGGUCGAGUACUCUUCCGGCCUUCGGAUACAACACAUUCUUCAAGCCAAGAUGCAUUGUCCUCUAACUCAUCAUUGAAGUUAAGAAAACUUGAAUCUCCGCGUCGUUAAGAUUUUUACAAAUUAUAACAGUAGGACAGGACACAGCCGGAAUAUUGGAAUUUGGGGUAUAAAACACUCCCCCCAUCAGUAUUUAUAUUGAAAUUUCAGACCUAAUUUUAAAAAGUCCAUGGCCCCUUGUUUGUACACUGUUAAUCGAAUUGUGAAUGCAAUGUAAGUUAUCUGUGAAAUGAGUCUUGAUUUUUCAUAGAGGGAAUUCUUUUCAUUUAAAACAAAGUCACAUGUUUUGAAAAGUCACUGUUUUAAACACAUUUAUUUGAAAAAUGAUGGUUUUUGCAAUUAUUUAUUUUCUUUGAUUUCUUUUGCACUUCGGUUUUUAGGAUCCUUUUGGAAAUAGUGUGACUACUGCAUUUUGCAGCAUGAGUGACAGUAAAAUGGUCUUCAGCUUUUAAGAAGUGGACCUCUCUAAAGAGACCGAAAGGGCGACUCAUCCGUUUUUCUCAUGCCCCCUAAAAAGUGGCUCUGCUUCAGCAGAUACUUGCCAGUUUUUAAUUUAUCCCUGCCUCUACCCCAUUCCCAUGUCCCUUCUAACAUCAGUUGUCUCGUUUCAUCACUUCUCUGGGGUUCUGUGUUCAGUGAGCAAUUUUUGUGUCACAGAUUCCUUGUCAUAACAAAUACUUCAACAAACUCAACUUGUAAAGCGACUUGUGUUCCCUUCAUUUAUCUGUAAAAAUGUUCCUUAAUUGAUUAUAUAAGAAUAGUUGAAGAUAGACCAAAAAGACCAUGAUUUAAUUAUUCUGCUUAUAUAGAAGAAUAGUAAUCGCUGAGGAAAACCGAUUACUUGUUAUUAGUCAGUUUAACUUAUUCAAAGGCUCUUGUUUUAUUGCAUACUAAACUAGUGAAUUAGUAAAAUUAAAGGACAUUUGUCAUUAAAGUUCAACUUCAAAGGAAUUGGGCCAAAUAUGUUUUAAAUAUUUGGAACUAAUAUCUUUAAUGUUAAAAGAAUGAAGGUCAUUUAAAACAUUGUUUUAUAGCUUUUGGUUUGAAGCAGGCUUAGAAUUUUCCAUCAUCAUGGUAUAUUGUUGAUGGUGAGGACGAGACUGCAGAGUAGAAAUUGUUUGGAAUUAGUUUUAGGGGAUUUGGCUAGCUCUUUGAUGUGCAGGAAGGUUUUAAUACUUCUUAGGAGAGAACAUUUUGUUGAAUUGUAUAGAUAUGAAAACAUUGCCUUUUUUCUAACUAAAUAGAUGUAAAGGAAAUAACUAUGCAGAUUUGAAAAGGAAACGUGCUUUAGGCAAGACUCAUAAGAUGCCCUUUCUCAUAAUGGCUUUUUCCCACUAGAAUUGAGCCUUAGCUCUCCUAUUCUGCUGGGGAACACAGCCGCAAAGCACAGGACUUCUACAUGCCCUUAGUUUUGUUCUGCCCACCCUGUCUGUCUCUGCUCUCCAAGGAGAGCACAGUGGGAAAUCUGCUGAGAACCUAGACUAAUUUCGAAAUGAGUUAAAAAUGUGAAGUCAUGGGUUAAAGUGGCAAUCAUUGAAUCAAAGUAGUCAAGCUCCUUAGAUAAGGCUUGAUCAGGACCCUCUUAUUUUCUCCGUUUUGGGGGUUCUCUUCCUUUCCCAAUAAGUUUUGAUAAAACUUUAUUGAGAUAGUUGGCAUUCUUUACAACUCACCCAUUUAAAGGGGAUGGCCUAGUGGUUUUGUAAUCUAUUCAGAGUGGGGCUGCCAUGACCACCGUCCAUGGAGAACAUGGCCAUCACCCUCAAAAGAAACUCUAUGUGCUUAAUUAAGCAGUUACCUCUCAUGUCCCCACACUGCCUCCCAGCCCUGGGUACCCACCAAUCUAUGUGUCGAUAGAUUUGCCUGCUCUGGUCAUUUCAUGUUAACAGAUUUGUACAGUAUCUUUGGUAGCAAAUGUGGUUUUUCUUCUCUCUGGAGUGAGACUUUCUCCUCUUGAGAACUGUGAUUGCUAUGAAAGGAAGUGGUUGGUAAGAUCCAAAGGUGUAACAAGUCAAUCUUAAAAACUGACUUUUUUCCUCAUAGUCAGACAUUCAUGAUAUAUUGCUACUUAAAAUAUUUUGGCCAGUCUCGAGAAUGGAUAUUGAAAUCUUUGCCUGCCCAGUCAGGAAAAUCCUGCUCAAAUGAUGCCAAAUAAUUUGGCAAAUAGUUGAUAUAGCACUUUCCAGGCUACCAGCUUGUAUACCUUGGGCUAGGUGAGCUUUCCAAAUUUCUUUCCCCAACCCCAAAUUAAAUUUCUGCUAUCUUUUUCAAGUAUGUCUCACAGGACUAAAGUUAACAGUGCUAAGUGGACUCAAGAGAGAAUUUUAUUUAUAAUGCUAUGAGACUGUCCAUGGCUGCUGAGGGUGGUCCAAAAAUGUGAUAUGAACUAGUAAACCAUGACUUUAGUGACAUUCAGAAGUGUGUACUAUGGAAGGUGCUCCAGUCAAUAGGAAGAAUCACUUCUUAACUAACCAGGGAACCAGCCAAACACUAUGGGCUAAUGACCUAGCUGCAGGAAACAUAGAUCGGCACAUUGGUGACCGUGAUGUUCUGUAACUCCCUAAUGACUGUUUCCUAAGCAUUGUGGCUUAUUUUUGAGUGGCAUGACAGCAUCUUCCUGGUUGUAUGUGGCCUGUUUCCAUGAUGUAUUGAGUAGUGUUGUUUGUUGUGAGCAUCGAUGCCUGUAACACCAAGCUAAACACAUUUUUUGGGAUAUGUUUCCUUCUUUAAAUGACCUUGCCCUGUCCAAUAAAUAAAUGAUUGUCUCACCCUG